CGUGAGGCAGGAAAUCUCGCGAGGCUUGAGCGCUCUGAGCGCUUUGGUCCGAGACGAUCAGUGGAGGUUUUCCUCGGGCCAGUGAUGGGGCUGAGCUCUGCUGACCCCUGCAGCCGCCCUUCUACUGACUGUUUCUGCUGGGUUCUGCGUCUGCUCGCUGAAGAAGCUGAACAGGCGAGAGGAGUCUCUUCCCUUGGGUGCAUAGGCCCCUGUUAGCAGAAGCCUUGAGUCCUAACGCCACAACUGACGGCUGCGAGGGAUUGAGACCAGAGUAUUCCUUUAGAAAUGAGUUGCACAAUUGAGAAGGCACUUGCUGAUGCUAAAGCUCUUGUUGAAAGAUUGAGAGAUCAUGACGAUGCAGCAGAAUCUCUGAUUGAGCAAACCACAGCUCUCAAUAAGCGAGUAGAAGCGAUGAAGCAGUAUCAGGAAGAAAUUCAAGAACUUAAUGAAGUUGCAAGGCAUCGGCCACGGUCCACAUUAGUUAUGGGAAUCCAGCAAGAAAACAGACAAAUCAGAGAACUGCAACAAGAGAACAAAGAAUUGCGUACAUCCCUGGAAGAACAUCAGUCUGCCUUGGAACUUAUAAUGAGCAAGUAUCGAGAGCAAAUGUUUAGACUGCUAAUGGCUAGCAAAAAAGAUGAUCCGGGUAUAAUAACGAAGUUAAAAGAACAGCACUCCAAGAUUGACAUGGUACAUCGUAACAGCUCCGAAGGAUUCUUCCUUGAUGCAUCUCGACACAUCUUUGAAGCAUCUCAACAUGGACUGGAGAGGAGGCACUUGGAAGCAAAUCAGAAUGAAUUACAAGCACAUGUUGAUCAGAUAACGGAAAUGGCAGCAGUAAUGAGGAAAGCCAUUGAAAUUGAUGAACAACAGGGUUGCAAGGAGCAGGAGCGAAUAUUUCAACUUGAACAAGAAAACAAAGGCUUGAGAGAGAUCCUUCAAAUAACUCGAGAAUCAUUUCUGAACCUUAGGAAGGAUGAUAUGUCUGAAAAUUCAUCUUUGUCAGCAUUAGUGACCAAUAGUGAUCUGAGUCUGAGGAAGAGCUGAAGAGCCUGUAAGUCUGUGAGCUUCUUAUAAGGCUCCAAAUGGUGACUGGGACUGGCCCACUAAAGUGAAUGAAUGAACAGAAAAAUCUGUCUCAAGCUACCCUUUGCUUUAUUUUUUUCUGUAGUAUGUACAGUGCACUGGCAAUGACAUUCUUGAGAUAGCAACAAAAAAAUGCAUAAUUAAUGGUCAUAGACUUUAUUCCAAAAUAAAAUUUAAAAUAGAAACUUUGUUAAUUGAUGAACAAACUGAAGAUUUUCUGAGUGCUGAACCGUCAAGAGCUUUCAGCAGUGCAGUUGGCAUUCUGUAUGAUACUUGGGUAAGUGUGAUUAUCCCCAGUAAGUGCUUGGGAAUUCAUAAAAUUAUCUGCAUUUUGCCACAGUUUUGUGAAUGGAAGAUUGUCAUACUAAAUUUUAUUUCUCCUCCCUCUAUGGUGUCAGAGUUAACAAAUAGCUUUAUGUACCAUGAGACUUCAGCUUUAAUGAUUGCCUGUCUACCUUCCCAUAAAUGUAAAUUUUUAUCAAAGAAAAUUCAGUUAGCAAGGCUGUAGGAAUGUUUUAUAUAUGCACCAUAAACAAAAGAGGUAAUUUAAUUUUAGCUAAUUUACCAUAAUUAAAAUAGUCAGCUAACAACUGUCCAUAAGUUCCUUAAGUAUAUGAAAUAUCAUUUCAGGAAUGAAAGAGAAAGAAUAUUACUUUCUAAGAAAGAAGAUCUUCUAAGAGACAUAUUAGUAGGUUAAACUACUCCUUUGAAAGAUUAAGUUUUGGUUCUAAAUCAAUAAUGAAGAUGAGAUUUUUCUCUUCUCUGGUUGAUCUUUAAGUAUAUUACAUAGCUCUUUUAGCUAACAGUUGAAAUGUUUGAUAUAGCAAGCUAGGUAUGGUAAUUUCAAAGUAAACAAAUUUGCUCUGCCUCAUUGAACCCUUUUUUAAAAGUGUUCUUAAGAGAUACAGAAAGUAAGCUAAAAUUUCAAAAAAAAAAAUUGUUUUCUGGAUCUAUUCUUAAGCUCUAUCUGGUCCUCAUAACCUGUUAAGGUUUUUCUUGUAACCUCUCAGUCCAUAGGGGGAUUGGGGGGUAGGAAAUAUAUGGAUUUAUAAGUAUUUGUUUUAUUUUUUACAAAAUAAUAUCCAGUAUUUAAAUUUUUAAAAGCCACUAGAAAUAGAAAUGUACUUUAACAUCAAUUGAAAUCUAAAUUUUUCUUAUUUUGUGAUUAUAGAAUAAAAGGAUAAAAGAAAAAUAUCACAUGAUUAAAUAUACUCAUUUAUAUUAAAAUUAGCACAGUAGCAAAUUCUACUUUUGGGUAUGUAAUUUGUUAAAGAAAUAUUCACAUGGUGAUUUUUGUGUAUAAUUUCAUAUAUUGGUAAAAUUCAAAACCACUUUUCACUUUGAAAUUUUUCUAUCUUAAGUUUGGAGUAAGUGGGGUCGAUGGGGCUGACUGAAAGGGCUAAUGGCCCAAACACUGAAUAGAUCUCAUUUCUCAGAGGCCUUAAUUGAUAUUUUAUAAAUGACAAUUUUUAUUUUUAAACUUUUCUAUUGGUUUUGGGGAAAGUAUCUAUUAAUUUGGUGGCACAUUCAUUCAUACAGUUUUUAUCCCAAGUCAGAAUUAAAGAAAAUAAGCUACACAGUUGAGAUUAAGUCUGAGGCAAUUCAUUGAGGCAGCUCUAUUACAGAAUGUUACUUGAUAAUUAUUUUUAUAAACAAGUUAAUUUAUUCUUAGUCUUCUUACUUGGAUAUAAUUUUAAGAUCUUGGUGUUUAAAGAUAUUUACUUUGUUAUAUAGCAACAUCCAUACUUUUUUUUUUUUUAAAGCAAAACCUUAAAUUUAUGUCUGAGAGUGUGUACUGCAUAAGAGCCUGUUUUAUCAAUAAAGAUGAACGAUUGAAAUUGA
Molecule: messenger RNA, 2928 nt
Organism: Leptonychotes weddellii (Weddell seal)
Lineage: Eukaryota; Metazoa; Chordata; Mammalia; Carnivora; Phocidae
Gene: FGFR1OP2
Product: FGFR1 oncogene partner 2
Biological process (GO): response to wounding
Source: RefSeq, a predicted model, not a curated record